Osmerus eperlanus (European smelt) is the source of this 2049-nucleotide messenger RNA. It is a transcript of the gene tmed8, whose product is annotated as transmembrane p24 trafficking protein 8. The transcript has 6 exons. Lineage: Eukaryota; Metazoa; Chordata; Actinopteri; Osmeriformes; Osmeridae. The coding region runs from base 129 to 941 and encodes 270 amino acids. The record is from RefSeq and is a predicted model, not a curated record. Gene Ontology annotation, cellular component: Golgi membrane.
AAGGACGAGUGAUUUUUUUCUUCGAGGAAUCGUAGCAUUUUUACUUCCAGUUGCUUGUCCACUGGAUACAUUUCCAGGGUGGGGUGUUGACAGCCAAAGGGGAAUAAUCAUACGCUACACCCAAUCACAUGAUUGACAUCUCUUAUAUGGAGAGAUUAGAAGCUACAUCGGAGCUUCAAUCCAGAUUGUCGUCGCUGUCAGUUUCUUCUUUCCCCGGAAUUACAUCGAAAAAUUGGGAGAACAGUCCGUUAGACAGGCUUCAGAGUACUGACCUCUCACAGAAUUGCACCUUUUCUAUCAAUCAAGCUGGUAUGGGUGAAAUCAAUGACACCGUGGAGAGUAAUCAGGAGGUUCCUAAUGUGCAAGCUGAGGGCGGAGACACAGAAGACGACAGCGCUACAGGGGAUACUCACGAUACGGAGAGAAAAGCCCAGCUGCCUCCGUUGAAGCCUCCGUCCACAUGGAUGUCUCCGGCGCUCAGAGAGCUGAAGACCAAGCUCCGGCUGGAGAAGGACAGCGUUGUGACGGUGUACCGCGGGGACAUCAUGACUGUGCAUGUUCCCACCGUCCCUGAGGGGAAGCAGGUGUGCUGGGAGUUCGCCACUGAUGGCUAUGACAUCGGCUUCGGGAUCUAUUUCGAUUGGACUCCCGUCACCAGCCGGGCCAUCACCGUGCACGUCAGCGAGUCCAGCGACGAUGAGGACGAGGAUGAAGAUCCCGAAGGACCUGUUAGCAGUGGAGAUGUGGAGAAGGGUUCCAAAUCAGUAGCCAACGUUAACCUGGGGGAAAUCCUUCCUGUGUAUCGCCAGGACAGCCACUUGUCUGUUCAUGGUGGAUGUCAUGAAUUCCCAGGCGAGGGCACCUACCUUCUUAAGUUUGAUAAUUCCUACUCUCUAUGGCGGAACAAGACUCUGUAUUACAGAGUGUAUUACAGUGCCUAAAUAUCCAGUGUGUAGUUAUAGUAUAUGAAUGUAUGACUCCCAAAAAAUUACAAACUACUAUUUUUGAUGCCAUAUACAAAGAAUAUAAACUGAAUAUGUGAUAGUUAAUAGUUGUAUAUUUUUGACACAAUCAGAGCUUGUGUUUGCUCCUGUAGGCCACACAGUUAAUCUGCAGAACCAGAGUGCUACAGAGCAUGACAUUUGUUAGUAUGUCUCCAUGUGUUUCUAAAGAAUAUUUGAUGAAGCCUUGCACAUUUGCAAUUGUUCUGUGUUUGUUUAAAUGUGCAAUUAAGUGAAGCUAAGUGCCCAGGAUAAAGAAUAUGUUUUCUUUCAUUAAAACAUACCCAAGACCCUGAUGAUCUGCUAGUGAGAUGGAUUGAUUGGUCUAAUGCUUUAUCAGGAAACAUGUUCAUUGUCAUAUACGUGUUAUUCUUGUGCAUGCACUUUUUUGAUAUAAUUAUUAUUUCUUAAGUUGUUUUACUCAUGUAUGUUUUUUGUAAAACAGGAUCACCAUGCUUAUCCAAAUGCAAUCAUUUCAAACAGCUAUAGAAAUGGUUUCUCUGUUACCUGUUGUCCAGAUAACAGACAUUUACAGUCUGUCUUUAUGACACAAAUAAAAGCCAUCUCUUAUCACAGAAGGCCCUUAUUAUGUAAAGCUGGUUCAAUAUUUGCAUUCGCCGGAGGUGAAUAUAGUUUGUAUGUCUCAAGCUGGUGGGUUGAUCUUGGUGGUCAGUUACCGGAGGAAGUUGUAGGUGAUGACACAGAUUCAGUUUUGUGUGAUGUGUUGCAAAUGACUUAGACUCUGAUAAUUUAUGUAGAAGUUUCUUUCAUUAUGAAUAAUGUGUUGUCAAUUUGUGUGCUUUCACACUGUUUAUGUGUGUACUUUGAAACACACCCAUUCAUACCUGUAACCUAUAUCCUCCCAUUUAUGUUUCCAAAAUCCAAUGUUUUACCUCACUUGCUUGUUGUGUGCAUGUUCCCAAAGAUCAUAAGAAAUUUGCUGCUAUUGUGUUAAACAACCGAAUAGUUUUUUUUCCAUGUUCACUCUUUCAAUUAAUGUAAGGCCUCUUGAUAUUUACAUGUUUCUGUAAUAAAGAGGAAAAACACC